Molecule: messenger RNA, 1350 nt
Organism: Ogataea philodendri
Lineage: Eukaryota; Fungi; Ascomycota; Pichiomycetes; Pichiales; Pichiaceae
Exons: 2
Coding region: 1-1350 (449 amino acids)
Biological process (GO): nucleotide-excision repair; base-excision repair, AP site formation; base-excision repair
Cellular component (GO): nucleus
Molecular function (GO): DNA-(apurinic or apyrimidinic site) endonuclease activity; oxidized pyrimidine nucleobase lesion DNA N-glycosylase activity
Source: RefSeq, a predicted model, not a curated record
AUGGGUUUGCAGAAAGUUAAGAAAGAGUUUGAGCGGAGCGUUUAUUUCACUGAACGAAGUACCAGAAGGUCGACAAAUGCCGCUGUGAAGGCACAAACAGAUACCCCGUCUCUGGGAAAAAUAAAGCAAGAAGAGCACGAAGACUCACGGAUUUCUACUCAACGUGUUGCAAGGCCCUCUAAACGUCGACGCAUUCAAGUAAAGAUUGAGCCUGAACUUGAACGUGCGUCAGUUAGUGGGUCCUCUGUUCAGCCUUCUCUUCAACCACCACCUCACUUUUGGCCGAUGUACAAUGAAAUCAAAAUUAUGAGAGCAAAAAUCAAAGCACCUGUCGAUUCGAUGGGUUGCAGUAAUAUAGCAUCUACAAUUUCAGGCCUCACCGAAGGAAAAGUGUACAGAUUCCAAUGUUUAAUAUCCUUGAUGCUUUCCUCUCAAACCAAAGACGAAAUCAACUGCCUGGUGAUGGAUGGAUUACAUCAAUACUUUUUGUCUAAGGGAUACAAAGACGGCUUAUCGUUGGAGGCAAUACUAGACGUCGAUGAAUCCGUACUCGAUGAAUUAAUUUACAAAGUGGGGUUCCAUAGAAAGAAGGCAACAUAUAUCAAGCGCACCGCAGAAAUUUUGCAGAAUCAACAUGGUGGAGACAUUCCCCAAACGAUCGAAGAAAUAAUAUCGUUCCCCGGAGUUGGUCCUAAAAUGGGAUUUUUAUUGUUACAAAUAGCUUGGAACAUAUGUACGGGCAUUGGAGUAGAUACUCACAUGCAAAGAAUGGCGAGAAUUUACAAAUGGAUCCCAGCUUCUAAGAACAUGACUCCCGAAUAUGUCAGAAAAUGUUUGGAAAGCAUGCUCACAGACUACAAAGAAGAGUGGUCCAAAAUAAAUCCAAUUCUAGUCGGGUUUGGACAGAUGGUCUGUCUUCCUCAGCGACCUCGAUGUGACGUUUGUUCACUUGCAAGAAAAGGCAUUUGUCCAGCAGUGGACAAAGCGUUUUUGAAAAAAGCCGACGCGGACAAGUUGAAUGGAAUUGCUAUCAACUCUAAAAUCGGUAUGAUGCCAUUUGCAUUAGAUGAUCUGCUCAGAAUCCCACGGAAAUCUAAUGGUGUAACAAAAUUGCCUGAAUUUCCUAACAAAAUAGUGACAUCAAACUGUUUCCCCGGAGAAUUUUCCAUUUGGGAGCCAGUCUGGUCGAGGUUUUUGCUAUCUGUUAGUAAGAAGACAUCUAAAUCCAUAUUCCAAAUUGAAACGUCUUGCAUGUUAGGAUUUCUGGCCAGAACAUCAAGCUCAAAAAUUAGAAGUUCAUGGCUAACAACAAUAUUGUCGAUUGUGUUGACCUUGAAAUCUGUAAGGUGA